AUGGCAUACCCACGAAAGUCUCUCGCGGACUGUUCGUUUGAGCUCUGCCGCAUCCAGCCUCCUGUCCGGGAGCUGAUGCACAAUGCACCUCCAGCUAUGUAUCUCGGGAUCAGAGGCAAUGUCACCAAUGAGGAAGUCGAGCAAGCGCUCCUGCGAUCCGGUGAAGCACGAGCACAGCUCGUGGCUCAAGAGCUGAUGCCAACAGUGUCAGCCGACGCCAAUGAAGACCCCAAUGAGAUUACACCAGCGAGGCUCCUAGCAAUGGGGAGUUGCUUCUACUGGGCCGACCCUCAAGGCAACCAGAUCUUCCCGACGAACCAUCCUCUUCUUCUUGCCGAACAAUUUGGACCUCGUCGUGCUGCUACUAAUCGCUCAACAGCACCAAUCAGAAACCGAAUGCAAGCAGCUCGCUCGCUCAGCCAAGGCUCGGCGAAGAAUGUCACCUUUCGCCUAGGGCACCCGAGUGGGCUACCAGCCCAAACUGUAGCACUCAAGGUCGAGCGACGCGCCAAUGCCCAGUCAGUCAGCGUGUGCUGCACAUAUGCACCACGCUUUCCGACGACGACUACGGUGCUGGGCCAAGUGCCUACGACCCUCCCCAGACUACCAUCAUGGGCUGAAAUCGAGAGGGGGUACAACCUCACACUCAACGUACGAGUCGUGAAUGGCGUUGACCACAAUGUUGAAGAGAGGGGUGCACUUGCAAGAUUCCAGGUAGCUUGGCUUGCAGGUCCCGUUCAUGUCGUUCGGAGCCUAGGCCUCGCAGACGAUGUGACUUUGACGCGCAUAGAGACGGAUUACCGCAUCCUACUCAACGCCGUCAAUGUGCCGGACUUGUUUGGACGGAGGGGACACAGGAUUGUCAUGACACCUGAUAAUCCAGGCUGGAAGCUUUCACUAGACCCCAUCGAAGCACUGAAGAGACAAGGGUACCCGAAUGUUUCUCACGCCACAGUCGACGAGAUCGCCGCCAGUUCUGCCCAUGAGGACCAGCUCGGCUUCGUCAUGACGCAAGCUCAACUUCAACUUGUUAUUGCUGGUAGGGGCGAAUGGCAGCCCAUCGAUCCCAUCGUCGUGAGGACGGCCCGCGACACUGGUCGAAGAUCGCUGCCCCUGACUCAUGGCCCUGGCCUCUCUCAUUUGACGCUGACGUAUUCACAUUGGGCCUCUCUCGGUCCGCCAGGAUGCCAAGUCUCUUUCAGCUUUCGUCGGGAGCCUGGCUGGGUCGCGUUCGGGCAGAUCACGAGAGAAGACGCGGACUCGGAUCGAGGCGCAGCGAUCUACCUGCGAGGCCAUAAUGGACAGGUCAAAACAGACUGGGUCCGCUACUUCAACCGGCGUACAGUCGAAGCCUGGCUGGUCUUUCAUCGCUUGGUGGAAGCUGCAUUUCGGAAGCUCGACGAGAAGGCGGCCUUCACUACGGCUCGAUCCGACUCGUCUGCGUCUGGUCCGGCCCCUUCCCUUGGCUCUCCUGGCUCUCACGGCCCUCUUGGCUCUCCUGGCUCUUCGACGUCUUCCUCUGUCUCGCCCGUACGUCGCUCACCUUCCGCCAGACCUGAGGAAGGUACCGGAAAAAGAGCAUUCGUGUCGAAGAACCAUGAGGCGUAUCUGCAGUCGAUCCUGGACGGCAGUUUCUCGGCGACGCUCAAGGCACACACGAAGGACUAA
Messenger RNA from Microstroma glucosiphilum, 1668 nucleotides. RefSeq lists its product as hypothetical. Lineage: Eukaryota; Fungi; Basidiomycota; Exobasidiomycetes; Microstromatales; Microstromataceae. The transcript has 2 exons. The record is from RefSeq and is a predicted model, not a curated record. The coding region runs from base 1 to 1668 and encodes 555 amino acids.